Messenger RNA from Coffea arabica (coffee), 738 nucleotides. RefSeq lists its product as uncharacterized. Lineage: Eukaryota; Viridiplantae; Streptophyta; Magnoliopsida; Gentianales; Rubiaceae. The record is from RefSeq and is a predicted model, not a curated record.
AUGUACGAUGCCUCUACAGACCCGGAAGACCACCUCUCGGUAUUCCUGACGCAUAUGCGCCUGCAAACCGCCGCUGAUGAGGUUCGCUGCAAGACCUUCCCUAUGUUCCUAAAGGGGAAGGCGCGGCUCUGGUUCCAGGGACUGAAACCGGGGUCCAUACGGAGCUUUCCCGAGCUGGCCCGGCAGUUUGCAGCCCAGUUCGUCUCUUCGAAGGUUUACGCGAGGAACGCAACCCACCUGAUGUCCAUCAGGCAAAGGCCCGACGAGUCACUGAGGAAUUUCAUGACCCGCUUCAAUGCGGAGGGCCUGCAGGUCAGGGAUAAGGACGAAAAAGUGGUGAUUGCCGCCUUCACAAACGGGCUCAGGGUGGAGGAGCUUUUCUACGACCUGGCCAAGAAGCCUCCCGUAAGCCUGGAAGAGCUCCUACGCAGGGCGCACGAGACUGCUAAUGCGGAGGAGGUAGGUCGCCUAAAGAAAGAAUCAGAUCGGGAGAUCGGAGAUCGCAAAGGCCGGACCAACCCCCCAGAGGGCAAGGAGGCCCCGGCCAAGAAAAACGUCUUUGAUCGGCUCUCGAAGGAGAAGGCCCCUGUUCUGCCACCACUCUCAGAGAAGACCUACACCCCUCUAACACGGCCUAGAGCCCGUUAUGGAGGCGGAAGGGCUGGGAGAUCGGCCGCCCAAGAUGGGGACGCCCCGGAACAAAAGGAACCAAGACCGAUAUUGCGCCUUCCACCGUGA